UAAAACUUACAACACACGAGUUCCGUCCGUGGCGAAUGAAGGUCGUAUAUAAAAGUAUUAUUAAAAAAAAAUUGCCCAUGUGGGUGUAAAUAUAUAAAAUGGGUGUUUUUAAAUACAUAACUGUGUUAUUUAUAUUAUUUGAGUGUAUAUUGUGUAAAAAUAGAACUGGAACUCCAUGUAGUGAGGAUGAUUUGACUGGAGUUUGCAAGCGGAUCUAUCAGUGCCCUUAUGCUAUUAACAUAGUUGAUGGAGAACAGAAGAAACCUCCUACAUGCCAGUACGAUGGUGACGUCAGAAUUGUAUGCUGUCCCUCGCAAAAUCUCCUCUAUCGGACCGGUGUUUUCAAGGAAUAUUUCAAGGGGUCAAACGAUGGUGUUAUAAGAUCAAAAGACAUGACCUGCCGUUACGAAGGCAAGCAGCCUAUCCUCUGUUGUCAGAACAAACCUGACAUACCGGAUCCACCAGAACCGAAGCAAUGUCCUCCACUGCCGCAGCCAAAAUUGAAAACGAAAAUCCAACAUUUCACCUGGCAAAAAUGCGUUGACUACCAACGAUAUUUCAACAAAUGCAUCUCGAUUGACGAGCAUCCUAAUAGUUUCCAAAGAAAUAACACUUGCGGUAUACCGAGUAACGUUACAGUGUUCAGAAUAUUUGGGGGCAGCAAAGCUUCUCCCAGACAAUUCCCACACAUGGCGGUGGUCGGCUGUCACAACUCUGUAUUCACUGAUGAUGUCGACGUCAUCUGGGUAGGAGGGGGUUCCCUGAUCAGUGAGAAGUAUAUAUUAACUGCUGCACACGUUUUGGUGGAAAAUUUACACGGUCGAAUUCGUUACGCAAUGAUGGGGACGCUGUAUAAGAAUGACACGAAAUCGGGGAUUCUAUAUAAUGUCAUAAGGACAUUAAAUCACAAAUCUUAUCAGAAAGGGUCUAAGUUACAUGAUAUAGCUUUAUUGGAACUCAAUGAACGGGUGAGGUUCAACGAGUUUAUCCGGCCAGCUUGCUUGCCUGUACCUGGACGGGAACUGGAAAUUGAGAGGAGCAUAGCCGGAUGGGGGGAAACUGAUGAAAGGGGAGGGAAAGGCUCUCAAAUCCUGCUCACUGCAACUGUUUCUGAAGUUAAACAUAUUUGCGAGCGAAAAUUCGACAGCAGCACCUUCACACCGCUGACUAUGAUUUGCGCUGCAGGGGACUUUGGGACAAGUGACGCUUGCAGGGGUGAUAGUGGAGGUCCGUUAAUGGCACAAUUCAAAAACCUAAACUGCUCGUACUCGAUAGAGGGCGUGGUCUCGUAUGGACCGCGGUGUGGACAAAGCGUAGGUGUGUACACUCGUGUCGAGUAUUAUUUAGAUUGGAUCGUUGAAAACGUAUGGCCGGAUGAAUGGCGGGCUUUUCAAGAAAUGAAUCGAAAUAAAUAGAUUUUAUAUA
Molecule: messenger RNA, 1425 nt
Organism: Nymphalis io (European peacock)
Lineage: Eukaryota; Metazoa; Arthropoda; Insecta; Lepidoptera; Nymphalidae
Product: venom protease-like
Exons: 10
Coding region: 99-1415 (438 amino acids)
Biological process (GO): proteolysis
Molecular function (GO): serine-type endopeptidase activity
Source: RefSeq, a predicted model, not a curated record